GGCAAGGAUGUCCUUUUGCCCGUUGUGACACUAAGUGACGUCCCGUGUAAGUUGAGCGGGCUUGAUUAUCCGGUUAUGGCACCACCGGACAUUCGCAUCUCCAACCAUAACUGUUGGAGCCAAGCCCUUGGGUGCGGAGAUGCGGGGGAAGGCCGGCAGCAGCCAAACAAGCCAAGAGAGGACAUCGGCGCAUACAUUUACACCCGCUUCGCGUAGGAUGAUUCCUUCAAUUGUGCCUGCAUGCCGCCGCAUACAACAAUCUUUAUCGACGACGACAAGCCCGCCUGCCCCAUGAAGAGUGUAUCAACACAACCACCAUCACCACCACCGCCAUGCCGCUCAGCAAAAUCAUCGUCGUCGGCGCCGGCCCCUCCGGCCUGCUGCUAACCCUCCUCCUCGCUCGCGCCAACAUCACGGUCGAGCUGCUGGAGCAGACGCACUCGCUCGACACGAACCCGCGCGCGAGCCACUACACGGCCGAGUCGUGCAUGGAGUUCGACCGGGCCGGCAUCCUGGACGAGGUGCGCGCGCAGGGGUUCACGCCGGACGGGGUGUCCUGGCGGCGGCUGGACGAGCGCAAGACGCGGCUGGUCUCGCUGCGCAACGCCAUCAACGAUCCGGACGCCGAGCCGGGGCGCUACCGCAUGGUGUGCCUGCCGCUGCACAAGCUGGGGAAGAUCCUCGAGGCGCGGGUCAGGGCGCAGCCCACGGCUGAGAUCAAGUACGGGCAUAAGGUCGUGGAGAUUGGGGAGGAUGCGGGGAAGGGGAAGGCGUGGGUGAGGGUGGAGAAGGAGGACGGCAGCAGCGAGGUGCGCGAGGCGGAUUACGUGGUGGGUUGCGACGGCGCGAAUAGCAUCGUCAGGAGGAAGCUGUUUGGAGACAUGGUGUUUCCUGGUUUCACGUGGGAUCAGCAAAUCGUGGCGACGAAUAUGUACUACGACUACGAGCCCUAUGACUACGAUGAUAGUCAGUUUUUUGUUCAUCCGGAGCAUUGGCACAUGGUGGCAAAGAUCCAGACAGACGGUCUUUACCGGGUCACAUAUGGCGAGGUCGGCGGGCUCACCUACGAGCAGUUGAAGGAGCGGCAGCCGGCAAAGUUUCAGGCCUUCCUGCCGGGUAAUCCGACGCCUGACAAGUACAAGCUUGUCAACUUUAGCCCGUACAAAGUCCACCAGCGGUGCGUUGACAAGAUGCGAGUGGGCCGCUUCUUGUUGGCGGCGGACGCGGCGCAUUUGUGUAACCCCUUCGGUGGCAUGGGUCUCACGGGCGGGAUUGCAGACAUCGGCAGUCUGUACGAUGCCUUGGUGGGCAUCCAUACCGGUCAGGCCGAUGACUCAAUUCUCGACAAGUACGACGAGGUGCGGAGGCGGAUUUGGCACGACAUCAUCAACCCGAUCUCAUCGGAUAACAUGACGCGCCUGUUCAAGUACUCUGGUCCUGAUGAGGCAAUGGAGAAGGAUCCGUUCUUCAAGCUGGUCACUCGGAUGCAGAACCCUGGUGAUGGAGAAGAUGAGCCCCCAAAUCCCGGGCUACCAUCGCUGCGUUACGACAUGACCCAGCACUACCGCAAGUGAUGUGGAGCGUCAGCCUCGGAGAAUAUGGACAUGAAAGGGGGCACGCUGCUGGAGCAGCUAGAAGCUCAUGCAUUGCGACAGUCCGAUUAAGGUAGGCACUACCAUCUUAUGGACCAGGCAGAAAUGCAUGAAUCUGCAAGUGAGUGACGAAUGAGGCCUACAUGCACGGAGGUAUUGUAGUUAGUGGUGCUUUCGAGGAGUCUCAGACUCAGGUGCGGGGUGUCCACUGUCAAGCAAUUGGGCAGCGCCAAACAAACGAAGUGAACAAUGUCGCCGUCAGUCUUGGAAUUGGUAUUCCAGUUUCAA
This is a messenger RNA of Thermothielavioides terrestris NRRL 8126, 1880 nucleotides long. RefSeq lists its product as uncharacterized. The transcript has 4 exons. Gene Ontology annotation, molecular function: FAD binding. NCBI's taxonomy places the organism in Eukaryota, Fungi, Ascomycota, Sordariomycetes, Sordariales, Chaetomiaceae. The record is from RefSeq and is a predicted model, not a curated record. Bases 333 to 1574 code for a protein of 413 amino acids.